UUACGCUGUGUAUUAUUAUCGUUAGCAUUAAUUAGACCACUGCACAUACAUGUAUGUAUGUAUGUGCGCCCUCCAGUUAUUAUCAGCAAGCCAGUGAGUGCAGUGGGGGUGGGGUGGUGCGUUUGAAGGAACCAGCAAUGGCCAGCAAUAAUGCCCUCAGUAAGAUCGGAAUUAAGGCGAAGUAUCGACCUGAUUAUGGGUCCCUAAAAGACUGGGCUGGUUCCAACGCCGCUUCGUGCCUCCCUGAGUUCCCAAGCCCCCGAGAGCUAAGGGCUAAGGGGACCAGGGCGAGGGAAGACUCCAUAAUUAUGUCCCAGAAUAAUCGGCAAAUAAAAGCAUCAAAUCUUCGUCGUCCAGCUUCGGCAUCACCUUUCUCUCCUCUGCGCGGACAGGCAAACUACAGACGCGCCUGGGACAUUGAGAAGCCCGCGGACCUCAAUGAUCAGGAGAGAUUUUAA
Blastomyces gilchristii SLH14081 is the source of this 458-nucleotide messenger RNA. RefSeq lists its product as uncharacterized. The coding region runs from base 54 to 458 and encodes 134 amino acids. The transcript has 2 exons. The record is from RefSeq and is a predicted model, not a curated record. NCBI's taxonomy places the organism in Eukaryota, Fungi, Ascomycota, Eurotiomycetes, Onygenales, Ajellomycetaceae.